AUGUCCACUACAGUCACUGCAGAUAGAUCAGUAACCAAGAACUUGUUCGCUAAGGACACCUUGGGUAACGACUUCAAGGCUCCAGAUUAUUCCAUCAAAGAUGUCCUUAGUGCCAUCCCAAAGAAAUGUUAUAAGAGGUCAGUUCCAACAUCUUUCUUUUAUGUUUUCAGAGACAUUGCUUGUAUCCUGACAUUUGGCUUCAUUGCCACCAAUACCAUCCCCUUAAUUGGCAACCAAUAUCUAAGAGGUGUCGCUUGGUUAGCUUAUGGUAUUCUUCAAUCUUUACCUUAUACCGGUAUUUGGGUCAUGGCUCACGAAUGUGGUCAUCAGGCUUUCUCCGAUUACGGCUGGUUGAAUGAUACUGUUGGUUGGGUCUUGCAUUCUUACCUUUUAGUCCCUUAUUUCUCUUGGAAAUAUUCCCAUGGUAAACAUCAUAAGGCAACCGGUCAUUUAACUAGAGAUAUGGUUUUUGUUCCCCCAACAGUUGAACAAUUCAAGGAGAGAAGAAACGUAAUCUCUUUAUCCGAAUUGGCUGCUGAUACUCCAAUCUCUACUUUCAAAGAAUUGUUGAUUCAACAACUAGGCGGUUGGGUUUGGUACUUGUUAACCGAUGUCACCGGCCAACCUCAUCCACAAUAUAAGACCUUCCUCUCCCAAUUCAAAGCUUCCCAUUUCAACCCAAAAUCUCCAAUCUUUGAGAAGAGAGAUUACUGGUUUGUCGUGCUCUCUGAUAUUGGUAUGUUAACCCAAUUUUACGUUCUAUAUGAAUGGUACCAACAUUUCGGCGCCUUCAAUGUCUUGGUUCACUGGUUCAUUCCUUAUAUCUUUACCAACCAUUGGUUGGUGUUUAUCACUUUUCUACAACACUCUGACGUCUCCUUACCUCAUUACGAAGAUAAAGAAUGGAACUUUGCGAGAGGUGCUGCUGCAACUAUCGACCGUGAAUUUGGUUUCGUCGGCUCCUUCUUUUUCCACGAUAUCAUUGAAACUCACGUUCUUCACCAUUAUGUCUCCCGUAUCCCCUUCUAUAAUGCCCGUGAAGGUACCAAGGCAAUCAAAGAAGUCAUGGGUGAACAUUAUGUCCAUUCUGAUGAAAACAUGUGGCUCACUCUUUGGAAGUCAGGCAGAUACUGCCAGUUUGUUGAAGGUGACGGUAUCAAGAUGUUUAGAAACGUCAACGGACUCGGUGUUCCACCUACUUCUAAAUGA
Pichia kudriavzevii is the source of this 1209-nucleotide messenger RNA. RefSeq lists its product as uncharacterized. The record is from RefSeq and is a predicted model, not a curated record. Lineage: Eukaryota; Fungi; Ascomycota; Pichiomycetes; Pichiales; Pichiaceae. The coding region runs from base 1 to 1209 and encodes 402 amino acids. Gene Ontology annotation, biological process: lipid metabolic process. The transcript has a single exon. Gene Ontology annotation, molecular function: oxidoreductase activity.